Clarias gariepinus (North African catfish) is the source of this 5013-nucleotide messenger RNA. RefSeq names its product zinc finger CCCH domain-containing protein 6. The transcript has 12 exons. Gene Ontology annotation, biological process: negative regulation of DNA-templated transcription. Bases 954 to 4313 code for a protein of 1119 amino acids. NCBI's taxonomy places the organism in Eukaryota, Metazoa, Chordata, Actinopteri, Siluriformes, Clariidae. The record is from RefSeq and is a predicted model, not a curated record. Gene Ontology annotation, cellular component: nucleus. Gene Ontology annotation, molecular function: RNA binding; metal ion binding.
UGUACAGUUUUUUUUCAGUGGUUGUUUUCAUUGUCCCUUUAUCAUUUCACUCGAGUUUUCCAACGUUUAGAGCAUUGGCUUGAUUUCGUAGCUCAUCGCACCAGGCCUGCCCCCAGUCCAUUUUUUUAGUGCAUGCACGUUCAUUGUCCUAGUAAAGCUGUCAACUUCUCAAAGUCAGUUAAUUCAUUUGUUCCCGCCCUGCUCGUCUCGUUCAUUUCCCCCCCUAAAGUUUCCCCUUAUUUAUAUCUAAUGCUUUGUAUUAUCGGGUUAUUAACUCCAGAACAGGAGCUGACGGGCAGUAAGCUGCUCGUUACGGUAUAUCGCUAAGAGCUGGAUCUAGGCUGUUUAAAUAUUUGAUCCCGUGAUGGCAACCCCUCCCACUGACGUCACUUUGGAUCGGAUUAACCCCGCCCCCGAUGAUGGGAGUAGUCCUGAAGGGGUUCCCUGUAUGGAAGUGAAAUGCUGUGUAUUUAAUUUAAGGGUUUAGUUCUUUAAGGGUGUAAUGUGUCCUUAUAGUAAUGUUUAGAUGUUGAAGGGUGUAGUUUCCUGAUUAAACAAAUAGGUCGCAGUUGAAAUGUGCAUCAUUCACCUCACAAAUUCUCUGGGUAAUGCUAGAUCUAUCUAUUUAUCUAUCUGUUAAGAGCAAAUGAACCAAAGUAUAAGUUUUUAAGCUCCUGUUAAUAUAGGCGCUCAUAAAAUACUAGACUAGACAAGAUGAACCUGUGGUACAUACGUUGUUAAAAGACAUCUGUAGAAAGCAUUGUCACAAUAUGUAUAGUUUUUAAGUCAAAUGUAUAAUUCAUAAUAUGAAUGCCUAAUGUUAUUAAUGUUAACUGAUAGCAUUGACGUAGGAUACCUUUCUAUGUGGAGCUUGUGACAUGUGCUUACCUGUGGUAUAAUUUCCUUAAAAAUCCUCAGAAGCACAAGUCUGCUGCUCUGACAAGUCUUUUAAAAUGGAGGACGGUGAAUUGGAGGAUGGCGAAAUUGAUGAUGAAGGGAUUGGGAUUGAAGAAGAAAAUGAAACGAAGGUAGAGCCUGAAGAUUUAGAAAAAGACAAAGAAAAGGAGAAAGUUCGGGAGAAAGAUGAUAAAUCGUAUCGGCACGCCCAUAAGAGACACAGGAAAAUCAAAGAAAAACGAAAGUUAAAAAGAAGACGAAGAGAUAAACAGAAGCAUCACUCCCCUUCUAGUGGUUCUAGCUCUGACGGUUGCAAUACUGAUCAUGAGCAUCCAGACAGACACAAGAGCAAAAAGAUCAAAAGCAUCUACAGAGACUAUGACGGUCGGUUUGCACAGCGUGACCAUGAACCUAGCGGAGGUCAUGGAAAACCACCAAGAUCAAUACAGCGCAAAAACAGUGAAAGUGAGGAGAAAUAUGAUUAUGAUGAUGAUCAGGAUGACUUCUGUGAGGAGCUUUCCAAAUACAAACAAGCCAAAGAGGUGAAACCACCAUUAACCACAUCCAGCAAAGCAGGGUCAUCAAAAGAGCAGGGGACAAAGUCCAGCAUGAAAGGGCAGCAGUUUGGUGGCCCAUGUGGUCGUGGAUAUGGUGGAGGAAAUUCGGGCAGGGGGCGUGGUGUGCUAAACAAGAAAAUGAAGGGCAAAAACUGGGGCCGUGGCCGUGGCAGAGCUGGAGAACUUGGAGAAAGUGGCUGUGGAACAAAAGCGGAAGUACAAGGCCAACAGUGUUUCCAGAAAAAACGUCCAAUCAUGAGCCAAGAGUUUAUCAAUCAACACACGGUUGAACACAAUGGCAGAAACGUCUGUAAAUAUUUCAUCGAGGGCAGAUGCAUUAAAGGGGAUCAAUGCAAGUUUGAACAUGAUAAUGUAGUCCCAGAGAAGAAAAAAGAACUUUGCAAGUUCUAUGUCCAGGGGUACUGCACUAAAGGAGAAAACUGCAUCUACAUGCACAAUGAAUAUCCUUGUAAGUUCUUCCACACUGGAGCAAAGUGCUAUCAAGGAGACCACUGCAAAUUCUCCCAUGAUCCUUUAACUGAGGUUACAAAAGAAUUGUUAGACAAGAUUUUGAACACAGAUGAGGACCAUGCCAAUGAAGAAGAGCAGGAACUGGAGGACCUGAGGAAGCAGGGCAUAGUUCCUUUGCCCAAACCACCUCCUGGUGUGGGGCUUUUACCAACACCAGGCUCAGGGAGUCCCCAGGAUGGCAGCAAAAAGAUCCCCUCUCUAUUUGAAAUUAAAGUCCAGCCAACUGUGGACCUGGCACAGAAGAUUGCACUAAGGCCAAAUUUCUACAAUAGCAGCUCUCCCCCAUCCGGACAGUUUCAGGGUAGUGCAGGAUCUGCCCAGGAGCACAUGGAGACUGAAAGCAUGAUGUCCCCAGGCCACAGUCAUUCUAUACUGCCACCUGAGUCCCCUGGAUCUAUGGGUGGUUGUGCUCUUCACUUUCCAGGCCUUCCCCAGAGUCCAACACAAGCGCUGCCUCAGGGAUAUGGCCAGUGCAUUCUCAUGCCAGCCACAGGACUGCAAGGUCAGCCCUCAGUCUUCCAUCAGAAUAAAAAUCCUCAGACGAACCAGCAGGGGGCACUAUUCAAGGCUGGCGGCCAGACAGACAUACCUUUUCAAGCUAUGAGUCAGAUGCCAUCAGAGUUUUUCAAAAGCUUGUUCAGUGUCCAGCCAGUUGGCUUAACAGAAGAAGCCCAGACAGGGUCUAUGCAGGAUCCUCAGCAGCACCAGGAAGGUAGUGCCCAGUCCCUCAGUGGCAUGCAGGACAUCUUGCCAGCUGUUCAAAAAGCUUUGCUUCUACACCUGAAUCAAACUCAACAGGACUCUGACUCCCACAGAACUGAGGGACAGGACUCCAUACCAUUAAGCAAAGACAAAGAUGAAACCACAAAUUGGUAUUCCAGUGAAGAUGAGGAUGGCAGCAGUGUAACAGCCAUCUUAAAGACACUUAAAAAGCAGAAUGAAAUGCUGCAGACACAGCAGUCCCAACAGGCUAAGCUUCAGCAGUCGGCCAUGCCUGUGGCCCCCUUGAAUGACCCCCGGCUUCAUAAGGAAAGGGCUCUGUUUGAGCAUCGACAGCAUGCUCCAGAUACUAAGAGAGAAUCUGAAGCUGUAAUUGACCCCAGAUUAGCCAGGGAUAGUCACAAGCCUUCAGAACCUGUGAACUCCAAGGCGGGUCCUCAUUAUCAUCCACAAGCUAGCUCCUCUUUGAUUCAAAAACAUUCUGGUGGGGAUGAGGAUGAGGAGGGAGAACGUGAGCUGAGGGAGCGAGCUGCCCUAAUCCCGCUUGAUCCCAGUCCUGGAGCUGUGCUGCGUGACCCUCGCUGCCAAAUCAAACAGUUUAGCCACAUCCGCGUUGACAUUCUCCUUCAGCGACCAACCUUCUCUCACAAUGUUGUCUGGGCACCUGAGGAUCUCAUACCACUGCUGAUCCCUAAGCAGGAACCCUCUAUUAAUCUUCCUCUGCCACCCCUUAUUGCAGAUGCCCAGUUGAACCGCAACCUCUCCACCACUUCAGACCUCCCAUUCUCUACCGUGAAUCCUCCAGACCCACGUCUGGCAGCUGCCCGUCUUAGAGAAGAUGUAGAUGCCCUGGGCAUUCCCCAUGGCAGGACGCUGCAACCUCGACUAAACUCUGAGAAACCAACAGAUCCCCGGACUCAUAAAACUGGAGAGGCUAGGAUAAAUCGGUCUGGGAGCCUGGACUCAAAGCUGCCCAUCAAGAGAGAAGGUUCCUCUGGUGCAGGGGUUUCAGAUCCAAGAUUACAGCGAGGUGCAUCACGUCAGUCCGCCACUUUGGCUAGACCUGAUUCGGAGAAGCUGCCCCCAUAUGCCCCUCGCUUGGCAUCUUCCACAGGUAACAAUUUGGAAAUCCCCACCACACUGCUUGGGGGCAUUAGCUUGUAUGAUCCACGUAACAACACAUUGCUUUUACCAAAACUAGAGCCAGAGGAGCCCCUAAAAAAUCCAGGCAUCUUGAAGCAGGCAGAGAAAUGCGAGAGCCUUCCACUGCCACAGGUGCCUGAAAAAAAGAGUAAAGAUGUACAAGAAGUCUUAGAAACCCAGAGCAAUGGUUCUCAGCCAGGCCAGACCAUGCCAAUGGCAGCAGCAGCUCCUUCCUGCUCCCCGGUACGUACAGCAGCACCCGCCAUGCACAACCUUCCAAUCCAGCAACUGGCAGGACUCAUACGUCCAGCUUACACAGACAGCCGACAGAACAGAUCUACUGGACAGGCUAGUGGAGCCCAAGAGGAAGAAAUGGAUAUGGACAAAGAAGUUGAGAAAAAGGGCAGGCCAUUAAGGGAUGUAUUUAAGACUUUUGACCCCACAGCCUCACCAUUCUGUCAGUAAACAUUUUUGUGUUGAGACCCCUGUCAGUCUCUUUUAAGAAUUCACGUCACUGUAUAUGUUUCAUUCUUUAUUUAUUUUUUAUAUACACUUCACGAUGUCACAUGGCCUGCAAACAUGUUAUCAAUUUAAGUUAGCAACAAACAACAAAUGUAUGACACAUGCUCCUCAAAUGGUCCGUGAAAUUUAUUUAGAAUAAAUGUGUUUAGAUCAUUUACAAGUGUACAGCUAUUUAUACGGAGAUUGUUUGAGGGGAACUGUCACUGUGUGGUUAAAAAUAAUGUAUAGUGGUACAUAAACUAUAACAGUUCAAUAUCUUAGAUCUGUGUAUUACAUAAAAGUGUAAAAUUAUGCUAAGACAUUUUAUGAAGUAAUACUGUGCAAAGCUUGUAAUUAUUUAAAAGUAUACGUGAACAUGUGGCUAAUGUACUACAGCUAGAUUACUUCUCAAUCAUUUGUGAUACUUUGUGCUGAAGAGACAACUCGAGCAAGAAAAAUUAAAGACCAAAAUUCAUGUAAAGGAUUUUAUGAAAUCUGUAGCACUUUAUUUUCUAGACAACAUUUUAGUUAAUGGUUGAUUGUGUUAGGUGUUUUUCCAUAUCUUUAAACUGAAUUGUUUUGAUUACCUGUGUGAGAAUGGUUGUCCAUCACCUUGCUUUUAUAUUGUCUUAAAUAAACUGCAAAUGCUGUGACUUUUCACAUA